Colletotrichum gloeosporioides is the source of this 2472-nucleotide messenger RNA. RefSeq lists its product as uncharacterized. Bases 1 to 2472 code for a protein of 823 amino acids. The transcript has a single exon. Gene Ontology annotation, molecular function: protein binding. Lineage: Eukaryota; Fungi; Ascomycota; Sordariomycetes; Glomerellales; Glomerellaceae. The record is from RefSeq and is a predicted model, not a curated record.
AUGUGGAACGAAGGUGAAGACCGAAUUCACGGCGUUUCCGUUGAGGAAGAUUACGGCGAGGAAGAUUACGAUGAUGAAUAUUCCGGUGAGGAGUAUUUCGAUCAUGAAGAUUACGAUGAUAAAUAUCACGGUGAGGAGGAUUACGAUGCCGAACACACAAGUCACAGCCCUUACAAUGAUGACGCCCCCCCUUGGUGUUGCCACCACUGCGCCGUUAGUCUGGAAAACGCUCUCAUUUGCCCCAAUCACGAUGUUCCGAUGUUACCCAUGGUAAUCCUUGCAAAGUCCAUGUCGAGUGUCACACGUUAUGUGACGUUCGUCAGUGAGCGAGUCACAAAUGCGGACAACAAAGUUGUGGUAGCCAUCAAAAAGAACAAACUGGAUGCACUGCAGCGGGCGUUGGAUGACGGCAAUCGAAGCCGUCUGGGGCCUUACAAUCGCAUGGGCGAGACCCCUCUUCACCUUGCAGCAAAGUUGGGCCGCUUGUCCUGUGCCAAAAGGCUCCUGGCCAUGGAGAUUGACUCACAUGUACGUGAUGUCGACGGCAACACGGCGCUCAUGAUGGCCGUCGAAUAUGAGCACCUGGGCAUGGUCAUUGCACUCUGGGGAGAGAUUGCGGACAUCAAUGAAUCCGACGAUCAUCUCGAUGCCCUCCGAAAUGCUGUCGACUAUCAGCUGUUUGACAUCGUGAAGUUUAUGCUUGAACACGAUGGUAAGACCGAGGGCUACAUUUUCUCUCAGCUUUUAUACCGGGCUGCCAAAGUAGGCAAUGAUAAGAUCGUCGCCCUGUUAUUGCGAAAACAGGGUGUCGAAGUUGAUGCAACGGACGAAGAGUCAGAAGAUGCUCCACUACACAUCGCGUCAAUCGAGGGUCAUGAGAAGGUGGUUCAGAUGCUUCUCGCAGCCGGUGCUGAUGUCCAUUGCGAAAGUUCUCCGAAUACAACACCGUUGCAUCUUGCAGCAAAAGCAGGCAAAGUGGAAGUCUGUAGGAUCCUGAUCAAGUCUGGGGCAAGGUUAGAUGAGUGGAAUGUCCAUGGGGACACUCCACUCAUCCUAGCUUUGGACGAUGGCCACGGUGCUGUGGUUAAAUUUCUCCUUGAAGCUGGUGCCAACUGCAAUCUAGAAUCUUCAAGUGGUCUUACAGCCUUGCAUGUGGCAGCAUCAAGGGGCCUGGUGGAAGUUUGUGGGAACCUGAUCAAAUAUGGGGCUAGCCUAGACGCCAGGAAUGCUCUCGGCGAUACUCCACUCAUCCUAGCUGUGGACCAAGGUCACAGUACCGUGGUUCAAUGUCUCCUUGAUGCUGGUGCCAACUGCGGUUUAGCAUCGCCAAAUGGUGACACAGCAUUGCAUGCGGCAGCAGCAGGGGGCUUGGUGGACAUCUGCCGCAUUUUGAUCGGCCACAACGGCGGGCUAGUAUUGGCACUGCUCGAUGGCGUGACUCCGCUUCAGACCGCCGUCAAGAAGAAUCACCUUGGCAUAGCCAACUUGUUUCUCGACAACUCAUCCACAGAGGUUUACGCGGCUGACAACAAAGGCUACACCAGCCUCCACUGGGCUGCCAAGCUAGGCUAUGUGGACAUAUGCACCACCCUACUCAAUCACAACGCGUCGACUUGCAUCAGAACAAAGAAGGAACACAGUCGCCGAACUCCAUUACUGGAGGCGAUUGUUGACGACAAACCUGAUAUCGUCCGGCUGCUUCUGGAACGAGGCGCAUGUGGAGCAGACCAAAAUGAUGACACGGCUGACGAUUGGGAAGGCUAUCCGCUGUUUUUGGCGGCUUCGCUUGACCGCGUAAGUUGCCUGGAACACUUGGUUAAGUACGGCAGCAUCAACUUUGAGUUCAUCGGCCUGAAUGCGAUCGCGCAUGCAGCACGCCAUGGAAGGGUGGCCGCGGUCAAGUUGUUGCUGGAAAAGGGCGCGACAGGGGUUCCACCAACCGGCCUGAAGGGCAAGUGGAAGAAUCUGAAAAUUACCCCAGAGGGCGAGGCGAAGGCGGAAGAAGCGCUGAAAAUACUAAGGGAGCUUUCGAACACUCGUGCGAAUGGAUUUCCAGCGAUGGGCCUUAAGGAUAAGUGGAAGAAUCUGAAAGCCACUCCUGCGGGCGAAGCGGACGCAAAUGAGAAAGAAAUGACCGCGAACGAUAGAGAAGCGAAUGCGCAUGAGAAUGAAGUGAAAGCGUUCGAGAACCAAUUGGAGAACGAGAUGGAAGCGUUCAAGAACGAAUUGAACGCGUACGACAGCGAAGUACUGGAAACUCCAAGGGACCGUUUAAACACUCUCGCGACUGAGCCUCCAGCGACAGGCCUGAAGAGCAAGUGGAAGAAUCUGAAAGCUAACCCCGAGGGCGAAGCGAAAGGGGAAGCUAACGAAGUGCUGGGAACUCUGAAGGAGCUUUCGAACGCUACUCAAAAGCUGAGAGUGAAGGGAAAGGCAUUUGUCGGAUUUGUUCAGACUUUGAAGCGCCGGUGA